Messenger RNA from Paramecium primaurelia, 378 nucleotides. The record is from the annotation of a GenBank genome assembly. Lineage: Eukaryota; Ciliophora; Oligohymenophorea; Peniculida; Parameciidae.
AUGAUUAAAAUAGCAAUUGAAAACACUAAAUUAUAGAUAGAUAAAUCAAACCUAAAUCAAGUUUAAUUAGGGAUUCAUGAACAUAUUAAAUAAUAAUUUUACUUUUAGUAUUUAAUGAAUUUAUUAACCAAUUAUUUAUUAGAUAGGAUUAAAAUAUUAAUGUACAUAAAUCCAUAAUUAAAUUCAAAUGAGAAUGAUUAUUUAGACCAUAGUAAAGAAAUAACAAUUAGGUUUGAAGUUGUACAAUAUCCAUUUUCAUAAUACUAUUAUUAGAUAUAUAUAAUUAAUACAAAAUAGUUUACCUUAAGAAUUAUGUAUGUGAUAUUAAAUUUGCAUUAUCUAUAUAUGAAAUUAAAUAGUUAAGAUGAAAAUAUUUGA